GGAGAGUUACGGGCUGGGGAGGGAGUUACAGUCGAGGUCGUAACUCGUCCCUUUGGCCCGUAACUUUGGGGGAACACCCCACUUCGUCUCCAGAUGGCCUCUAGAAGUUAUGGUCUAGCCUUCAACGUUACGGCCUUUACUGUAACUUGAGGCCUCAGACCGUAAUUUCUGAGAGGCUUCAGACCGUAACUUUUGAGAGGCUUCUGCCCGUCUUCGCCCAAACGCACCAGAAACGUCCCAAAGCACCUAAAAGCACCCCACUGGCCCCCCUAGACCAAAAUUUCACAAGAACGACACCACAUGGCAUAAUAAGUGACUACAAAACUCCAUGUUCGACAUACGGCACACAAAAACAAAGAGAGAAAAGGAUAGAAAUGCAAACCGAGGUGGGGUUGCCUCCCCACAAGCGCUUCUUUAUCGUAUUUUAGCUGGACGCCCAUGGAGGAACUAAGGGUCCGCGAGAUCAAUCUCCAACUCCGCGCAUUCGACAUCGCCUCGCAGGUACAGCUUGAGGCGAUGCCCGUUCACCUUAAAGGGCUUAGUCUGCGGAUUGACGAUUUCGAUGGUGCCGUUUGGAAACACAUGAAUGACCGUGAACGUUCUAGAACACCGGGAAUGCAGCUUUCCCUAAAAGAGUCACAGGCGGGAGUUGUAUAGCAAAACACAAUCGCCCAUCUGAAACUGCUUCGGCCUUUUGAGUCGAGGGUCGUAGAGACGCUUGGUUCGCUCCUUGUAUAGUCUGGUGUUCUCAUAUGCGUGGUAACACCACUCUUCUAACUCCACGAGCUGCAAUUUAAGUUCGGCACCUACGAGACUCACAUCAAGGUUUAGCUGCUUAAGGGCCCAGAAGGCCUUGUCCUCUAGCUUAACGGGCAGAUGGCAUGCCUUUCCAUAGACAAGCCGAUAGAGAGAAGUCACAAUAGUUACGGCUUCCUUUGAGGAAUUAAGGUCUCGAACGUAAAAUGAAGAGGAAGACCGUAACUCCAAAAAUGAUUAAGGAACUGAUGUCAACGCUUCCUAGGAGUUACGGUUGCAAAGGCUGAGUUACGGCCUUGACCAUAACUUAGAAGGUCAGCCCCUAACUCUAAGAAGCCUCCUAGAAUCUUCGCUCUCCAUUCGCCAGUUACGGCUCCUCUAGGGAACUUACGAGCCAGACCGUAACUUGCAAGGUCUGGCCGUAACUCCCAGGAUCACACUUCCCACUCGCUCCAAAAUGUCUCGAAACUUCGCUCAUUCGCGCCCAUUCACGUAUUAAGUCCCGAAACUUCAUAAAUGAACAAAACCUAGCUUAACUAGGCCAAUAGAGCGAUAAACCAAGCUCAAACGGUCGAGAAAUUACGGGAAAAACAUGUUCGAAUAUGGCAUUACCAAAUUCCCCCACACUUAACCGUUUGGUUGUCCCCAAGCAAACCUAACUCAAACCAAUGCAGUUCUCCAUUACCUUUAUAAUAACAUGCAACCCUGAUUGUUGGUAGAGGAUUUCCUAGAUCAAUUAUCAACUUACAAGGUCAACUGUUCUUGUAACACCCCACCCUAAAAUUCAUGGGUCGAACCACUAGUUCGCCCGCAUAGCAGAAAACUAACGAGGUUUACGUAUUAACUCAUCAUUCAAUACAUAUGCAUCUUUUGUUUACUAAACAUAACUCGAGGUG
Molecule: messenger RNA, 1652 nt
Organism: Linum trigynum
Lineage: Eukaryota; Viridiplantae; Streptophyta; Magnoliopsida; Malpighiales; Linaceae
Source: the annotation of a GenBank genome assembly